Molecule: messenger RNA, 2392 nt
Organism: Calypte anna (Anna's hummingbird)
Lineage: Eukaryota; Metazoa; Chordata; Aves; Apodiformes; Trochilidae
Gene: ELN
Product: elastin
Exons: 34
Coding region: 76-2328 (750 amino acids)
Molecular function (GO): extracellular matrix structural constituent
Source: RefSeq, a predicted model, not a curated record
CCUUGGAAGCAACAAUUAAGCAGCUCUGGGAUAAAACACACUGCCGGCGGGAGCACGGGGGCAUUGCUUCAAGAGAUGGCAAGGCAGGCAGCUGCACCCCUCCUCCCCGGAGUCCUCUUCCUCUUCUCCAUCCUCCCGGCCUCGCAGCAAGGAGGGGUCCCUGGUGCUAUCCCAGGAGGUGGAGUCCCAGGAGCAGGCUUUUUCCCAGGUGCUGGAGUUGGAGGUUUAGGAGCAGGACUCGGGGCUGGAGGAAAACCUCUCAAACCAGGGGUUGGAGCCCUCGGGGGACUUGGCCCCCUUGGCCUGCAGCCAGGUGCUGGGGGUCUCUUCCCCGGAGGUGCCUACCCCGGGGGAGUCUUCCCAGGUGCUGCCUCUGCUGCUGCGCUCAAGGCUGCAGCUAAAGCUGGUGCGGUAGCACCGGGUGCGGUGCAGCCCGGGGCUGGUGCAGCAGGGAAGCCUCCCAAAAUACCAGGCGCUGGGAUUCCUGGAGCUUUCCCGGGUGGCGUGCUCCCCGGCACAGGCAUUCGUUUCCCUGGUGUAGGGGUGCUGCCCGGAGUGCCCACUGGUGCUGGCGUCAAACCAAAAGGGCCAGGAGCAGGAGCCUUUGCAGGAAUCCCUGGACUGGGAGGUUUUGGAGGUCAGCAGCCUGGUGUCCCUCUGGGGUAUCCCAUCAAAGCUCCUAAGCUCCCAGGUGGCUAUGGAUUGCCCUACACCACAGGCUUUGGGCCCGGCGGGAUAGGAGCUGGUAUUGGGGCAGGAGGAAAGGCAGGGUACCCCACCGGGACAGGAGUCGGAGCACAGGCGGCAGCAGCUAAAGCAGCAGCAAAAUAUGGAGCAGGUGUCCUGCCUGGGGCUGGUGCCAUCCCUGGGGUCGGCGGAGUGGUCCCCGGUGCUGGUGUUGUCCCAGGAGCUGGAGCUGUAGGGCCAGCAGCAGCAGCUGCAGCGGCGAAGGCAGCAGCGAAGGCAGGAGCUGUAGGUGCAGGGGUUGGCGGCGUCCCAGGCCUCGUGCCCGGCGUUGGUGGCGUGCCCGGCGUUGGUGGUGUGCCCGGCUUGGUGCCCGGUGUCGGAGGUGUCCCCGGGGUGGCAGGAGUCGGGGCGCCAGCGGCAGCGGCAGCAGCAAAGGCAGCGAAGUUCGGUGCAGGGGUUGGCGGCGUCCCAGGCCUCGUGCCCGGCGUUGGUGGCGUGCCUGGCGUUGGUGGCGUUCCCGGCGUUGGUGGUGUGCCCGGCUUGGUGCCCGGUGUCGGAGGUGUCCCCGGGGUGGCAGGAGUCGGGGCGCCAGCGGCAGCGGCAGCAGCAAAGGCAGCGAAGUUCGGUGCAGGGGUUGGCGGCGUCCCAGGCCUCGUGCCCGGCGUUGGUGGCGUGCCCGGCGUUGGUGGCGUUCCUGGCGUUGGUGGUGUGCCCGGCUUGGUGCCCGGUGUCGGAGGUGUCCCCGGGGUGGCAGGAGUCGGGGCGCCGGCAGCAGCGGCAGCAGCAAAGGCAGCGAAGUUCGGUGCAGGGGUUGGCGGCGUCCCAGGCCUCGUGCCCGGCAUUGGUGGCGUUCCCGGCGUUGGUGGUGUGCCCGGCUUGGUGCCCGGUGUCGGAGGUGUCCCCGGGGUGGCAGGAGUCGGGGCGCCAGCGGCAGCAGCAAAGGCAGCGAAGUUCGGUGCAGGGGUUGGUGGCGUCCCAGGCCUCGUGCCCGGCGUUGGUGGCGUGCCCGGCGUUGGUGGUGUGCCCGGCUUGGUGCCCGGUGUCGGAGGUGUCCCCGGGGUGGCAGGAGUCGGGGCGCCGGCAGCAGCGGCAGCAGCAAAGGCAGCGAAGUUCGGUGCAGGGGUUGGCGGCGUCCCAGGCCUCGUGCCCGGCGUUGGUGGCGUUCCCGGCGUUGGUGGUGUGCCCGGCUUGGUGCCCGGUGUCGGAGGUGUCCCCGGGGUGGCAGGAGUCGGGGCGCCGGCAGCAGCGGCAGCAGCAAAGGCAGCGAAGUUCGGUGCAGGGGUUGGCGGCGUCCCAGGCCUCGUGCCCGGCGUUGGUGGCGUGCCCGGCGUUGGUGGUGUGCCCGGCUUGGUGCCCGGUGUCGGAGGUGUCCCCGGGGUGGCAGGAGUCGGGGCGCCAGCGGCAGCGGCAGCAGCAAAGGCAGCGAAGUUCGGUGCAGGGGUUGGCGGCGUCCCAGGCCUCGUGCCCGGCGUUGGUGGCGUGCCCAGCGUUGGUGGUGUGCCCGGCUUGGUGCCCGGUGUCGGAGGUGUCCCCGGGGUGGCAGGAGUCGGGGCGCCGGCAGCAGCGGCAGCAGCAAAGGCAGCGAAGUUCGGAGCAGGGCGUGUGCCUGGUGUUGGUGUUCCUGGUGUUGGUGUUCAGUGAGUUGGUGUUCCUGGUGUUGGUGUUCAGUGAGUUGGUGUUCCUGGUGUUGGUGUUGCUUGAGUUG